Messenger RNA from Lotus japonicus, 640 nucleotides. RefSeq lists its product as uncharacterized. The transcript has a single exon. Bases 55 to 369 code for a protein of 104 amino acids. Lineage: Eukaryota; Viridiplantae; Streptophyta; Magnoliopsida; Fabales; Fabaceae. The record is from RefSeq and is a predicted model, not a curated record.
AACUAUUAAGUUAUAAAAAACCAGUAUCUUUAAGGGUCCAUCAUCAUCAUCAUCAUGAGUGGUGGAGACGAAGAGUGGAGAAAAAUGGCAGACACGCACAAAAUGAGUCCAGAGCAAGUGAAAGCAGCAGGGGUAGAAGCGUCAAAGAGACCCCCAGGUCAUGGUCCUGGUCCUGCUGGUGGAACCCUUCACCAGACAAAAUCACUUCCUUUCAGCUUCACAACCAUGGCUCUAGCAGGUUUGCUUAUCACAGGUGCUGUGGGAUAUGCUGUCUUGUAUGCAAAGAAGAAGCCUGAGGCUAGUGCUAUGGAUGUAGCCAAGGUUGAAGUGGGAGUUGCAACGCCAGAGGAGACUCGCCCUAGGAAAUAAAUAGCUACCAAUAUGCCAAACACAUGACUUGAGUUCUUGUGAAUUUUUUAGUUCAGGGUUGGUUUCUUUUUCCAUUUUAAGGGGAAAUGUUCAAGGGUGGGGCUGACCAACACAGCUUAGUACGUAAUGCCACUUGUAAGAGGCGGUAGUAGCCACUUAAACAUUUUUCAUCCAUUUGUGUUCAUUUUUGUUUGUAGAAGUUCAAUCUGACUAUGGUUGGCCCCUUAUACAAGGCUUGGGCUCGUUUAACUGUUUGAGUGUGUACCUUCCU